Messenger RNA from Pestalotiopsis fici W106-1, 783 nucleotides. RefSeq lists its product as uncharacterized. The transcript has a single exon. The record is from RefSeq and is a predicted model, not a curated record. NCBI's taxonomy places the organism in Eukaryota, Fungi, Ascomycota, Sordariomycetes, Amphisphaeriales, Sporocadaceae. The coding region runs from base 1 to 783 and encodes 260 amino acids.
AUGACGGGAGCGGAGCAUGCGACGACUCAGGCAUAUUAUUUCUUCCAAGCAUUUCAUGAACAUCCUGGCAGGGGGUGGAACCAUACGAAUGGACGGAAGCUCCUAUCAUGCUCAGGACCUGUUCUUUACCAUCACGACUUUCUCCCGAACCCAGUAUCGCCGGCAAUAUGGACAGCAUUCGCCGACAGGGUCAAUUUUGCAAAGGACUACAUUCGCGAGAUCAUGCCAUUGCUUCCAACUCAGGUGCCAGAUACGAAUGUUAUUGCCCCCGAUUAUAUCCCCACUACCGGAGAUUUUGUUGUCCUUGGCACAGGUAGGACGCUCUACCAGAUUAUUGGCUUUAAUCAACCUGAAAUUGGCUUUACAAAGAUAUGCUUUGAGACCCGCGACGGUAGACCCCAACGACUGCAGCCGAAUAUCUUGAACGCCCUUAUUCGAGCUGUAGUACUUGGGUGGGCACCAGGCGGUCGAGAUGUUGAGAACUGGGGACACUUCAUCAUCAAGUUCAUGGAAGAGUGGCCUCCUGAAAACGGUCCAGUAGACUAUUCGUCUCGCAAAGUAGUUGCUGAACAGGCCAAGCUCUACUUGAAUCGAUUCCAAGAACGAGAAAGAAUUCAUGACUGGCUAUCGAAAAUUUCUCCAGGCCCUCCUGCUGCUGGUGGCGAGGAGACCGCGAUUGAGAACAACAAUCCAUCUUGCUUCGAGGACUUGAAUAUGGAAGAAGGCGACUUUGGUACAGAAACAAAGAAAGAGGAAGAGAGACAUGUGUGUGGACCGUCAUGA